UGAAGAGGAAAAAGCCCUGAGGCGAAAUGGCAGUUCUUCAUAUUGGCUUCUUUGCUUUGGCUCUGCUCAGUCCUGUUACUGCUGCUCAGGGUGAAGAGAGGGAGUGUGCGUACGCAGAACAGCAGCAGGCUCUGGCCGAUCGCAUUGGUGGAGGAGGGGAGGGGCGUGUCUUCCUAGAGAAUUCAACUAUUCGCUGUAGUCAGGGAGGUCGGUGCUAUGGAUUGUGGGAAAAGAAGCAACAUGGAGUGAGGCUGGUCAAACAAGGUUGCUGGACGUAUCUUGGUGACAAACAGACAUGCCACGAUGAUGUUUGCCAGGUUACGACACCACCCUCUCAAAACCAGAAUGGCAGCUACCGCUUCUGCUGCUGUAGCAGAGACAUGUGCAACCUUAACUUCACUGAGGAUUUCCCGCUACCCAGACCCACCACCGCACAGCCAAUCUAUACUCGCCAUCUCUACCGGGAGGAGGCCAUCUUGAUUGCCCUGGCAAGUGUAUCUGUGGUGGCAGUCCUGGUUGUGGUGCUCUUUUUCUGCCACCGUGUGCUUAGAGGACAUGGUAAGCAGAGUCUUCAUAACUUAAAUAUGAUGGAAGCUGCAGUUUCCCCCCAUUUACUGGACCUGGAUAAUCUUAAACUACUAGAGCUGAUUGGGCGUGGCCGGUACGGAUCAGUGUACCGUGGUUCUCUGGACGAGCGCACUGUGGCAGUUAAAGUUUUCUCCAGUGUUAAUCGCCAGCCUUUUGUGAAUGAGCGUUCCAUCUACCGCUUACUGCUGGAGCAUGACAACAUUGCCCGCUUCCUCGAGACCGAAGAACGAAUCGGGACAGACGGGAACCCAGAGUACCUGCUGCUAAUGGACUUUUACCCUUAUGGCUCCUUGUGCACAUAUCUAAAUUCGAGGACAGUGGACUGGUUGAGCUGCUGUCGCUUGGUUCUUUCUGCCACCAAAGGACUGGCUUACCUGCACACAGAGCUAGUAAGAGGAGACCUGUAUAAGCCUGCUGUGUCACACAGGGAUCUGAACAGUAGGAACGUGUUGGUGAAGACAGAUGGCUCCUGUGUGAUCAGUGAUUUUGGCCUGUCCAUGACUUUAACAGGGAAAAGACAGUCCGGUCAUGCAGAUGAUGACAACACUGCCAUCAGUGAGGUGGGUACAGUGCGCUACAUGGCUCCAGAGGUACUGGAAGGAGCUGUGAAUCUGCGAGACUGUGAGGCAGCAUUAAAGCAGGUGGAUGUUUAUGCAUUAGGUCUACUCUACUGGGAAUGCUUCAUGCGCUGUGCUGAUCUCUUUCCAGGUGAAUCAGUGGCCACGUUCCAGCUAGCUUUCCAGACGGAGUUGGGAAAUCACCCAACCAUAGAAGAAAUGCAGGCACUUGUCUCCCGGCAGAAACAAAGACCUAGAUUCCCAGAAGCCUGGAAGGAAAACAGCCUGACUCUGCGUUCCCUGAAGGAGACUAUGGAAGACUGCUGGGAUCAGGAUGCUGAGGCUCGUCUCACAGCUCAGUGUGCGGAAGAGCGGCUGGCUGAGCUGCUUCUCCUCUGGGAACGGGACAAAUCCAUGAGCCCUGCUCUAAACCUCAGCACUACGAUGCACAAUCACAGGAACUUGUCUCAUGAGCGCCAAACACCAAAGCCUGGCCCAGAAAUGUCCUCUGUGGCCACUGAUGAGGGCAGAGAGGGUGAAGCUACAACUCUCCACAGUGAUUCAGCUACAGAGCCGGCCCUGACAGGAGAGCUCAAUCCCACAGGCGUUAUAGCUGUAGAGAAGAACAGGAACUGCAUCAACUACGAGCGUCAGCAGGCACAAUCACGCCACUUCGGGUCUGAUGGCAACACUCCCAUAGGUUCUUCUGAGCCUGUGCCAGCAGUGUGCAUUGCCGGGCCUCUCCGUGCCCAGCUUACCCAGGAGGACCUGGAGACCCCCAAGCUGGACUUGAGCGAGGUGCAGCGCAACCUGCGCGAAAGCUCUGACGAGAGCCUCAUGGAGCACUCGCAAAAACAGUUCAGCUCAUCUGAAACCACAAUCCCUUUCUACCCACUGGUGGAAAUGUCCACCGAGGUAUCUAGACACAGUGACACCCCUGGAUCUGUCCUGCCCAAGCAGCAAAACGUCCCUAAGAGACCCAGCAGCCUGAGCCUCAACACAAAGUCUGCUGGAAAACUUUCCUCAUCUUCCUCGGCUUCAUCUCUUAGAAUGAAGUUAGGGAAGCUGGCCAAGAGUAAUCUGAAAAGGGUUGACGUGGGCGUGGCCAGAGCAAAAUCUGCUCCUGGACCCCGACCGGUUGUGGUGGUCACCAACAACGCAGUCUCCUCUAUAAUGGCAAAUUUAAGCGGAGGAUCCAGUCAUGUGCCUCCUGUCGGCACUCUAAACGCCGCCGAAUCUCAGGUUAAAGAAAGUACUGAGGAGCUGACUUUUGGCCUCUUAACUGCCAGCCCAGACGAGCAGGAGCCGCUGCUGCGGAGAGAUGCCCAGCUAGACAGCAACACCAACAACAAUAACAGCAAUAACAACGGGGAUGGAAACGGUGACGGUGAGAGUGAGGGUGCAGGAGGAGAGGGAGGAGAGACUAAUGAGAGCACUGCUUCAGCUGGAGACCCUCAUACCUCAUCUAUAUCUGAGCCUCCGGCAUUGCCACCUCCGUGCCAGCCUGCUCCUCUUCUAGCAGCACCUGAAGCUGGACCGUUAGCACAGCCACAAGGAGAAGCAUUAUUAAGACAGAACCGUGUGCGCAGACCAGAGAGACCCAACUCACUGGAUCUGUCCUUUACUACACACCCCUUACUGGGAGGCCUUUCAGAUUUAGACGGAAAGGAGGGAUCUGGAGAAAAGAUUAAAAAACGCGUAAAGACGCCCUACGCUUUGAAGAAGUUGCGUCCUGCGACCUGGGUCAUCACCACAGAUACUUUGGAUGCUGAAGUAAACAAUAACAGGUGUCCUGGAGGUCCGACCCAAGGUCAGGCUGGCUCUACCAGACCCAAAUCCACCCCUGUGCUGUUCGUGAGGGGUCGAGGGGGAUUGACCUCCACUUUCACCACCGAUUCCAGUGACUGCACCUUUUAAAUCUCAGCCCUGCCU
Molecule: messenger RNA, 3077 nt
Organism: Trichomycterus rosablanca
Lineage: Eukaryota; Metazoa; Chordata; Actinopteri; Siluriformes; Trichomycteridae
Gene: bmpr2a
Product: bone morphogenetic protein receptor, type II a (serine/threonine kinase)
Exons: 13
Coding region: 27-3062 (1011 amino acids)
Biological process (GO): BMP signaling pathway; vasculature development; cellular response to growth factor stimulus
Cellular component (GO): signaling receptor complex; plasma membrane
Molecular function (GO): transforming growth factor beta receptor activity; ATP binding
Source: RefSeq, a predicted model, not a curated record